AAUAAAUUCCUCCGAUAGUGAGUGAUCAUAUAGGAUAUGCAUACGCAACAGCCUGCGCAGACAUUAAAAACACACACAAACCUCCAAGAUUCCGCCUGAAUCACAUAUACGAUAUUGAGAAAAGACUUAGCAAAAUGGGAGACGCACGAGAAAUAGAUACCCUGCCACCAUUGGCCAUCGUCGGGCUGUCCCUGAAAUUCCCACAGGACGCUGUGUCACCAGAGUCUUUCUGGGACAUGAUCGUGCAGGGGCGAUGUGCUACAACAGAAUUCCCCCCAGACAGGCUGAAUAUAGACGCACAUCACCACCCCAAUUCCAACCGCCUAGACAGCCUGUCAAUGCGAGGCGGCCACUUCAUGAAGGAGGACCUAAGCCUGUUCGAUGCUCCUUUCUUCUCCAUCACCGCCGCCGAGGCGGAGGCCAUGGACCCCCAGCAGCGAUUAGUUCUUGAGACGUCCUACCGCGCCCUCGAGAACGCCGGGAUCACCAUGAACGAGGCAGCGCGCUCAAAGACCUGCGUGUUCACCGGGUCCUUCGGGCACGACUACGAGACGCUGCAGAACAAGGACCUGCAGGCGAUGUGCAAGUUCUCAGCGACAGGGACAUCAAUGAACAUGCAAUCCAACCGAGUCAGUUGGUUCUUCAAUCUCAGCGGCCCCAGCGCAACAGUCGACACAGCCUGCUCGAGCAGCUUGAUGGCUGUAGAUCUCACCUGCCAGUCAAUCUGGAGCGGCGAUUCCAAGAUGGGCAUGGCGAUCGGGAGCAACACGAUCCUGGCUCUGGAAACGGGCCUCAUCCUUGAUAAUCUGGGCCUGAUGUCGCCGGAUUCCCGGUGCUAUAGUUUCGACAGUCGCGGGAAUGGGUAUGCCAGGGGUGAGGGUGUUGGCGUGCUGGUUAUCAAGCCUGUGGAGGAUGCGAUCCGCGACGGGGAUACGAUCCGAGCUGUGAUCCGGUCUGCUGCAUCGAAUCAGGACGGUAGGACUCCUGGGAUUACGCUGCCGAGUAUAGGAAUGCAAGAGACGCUUAUCCGGGAUACCUACCGCAAGGGGGGUCUCGAUAUGUCGGGGACGCGCUAUUUCGAAGCCCACGGCACUGGAACGGCGGUGGGAGAUCCAAUUGAGAGUAAAGCUAUUGGUACAAUCUUUCGGCCGUAUCGCACGAAUGAGGACCCGUUGUAUAUAGGAUCGGUGAAGUCUACCAUCGGCCAUCUUGAAGGAGCCGCUGGGGUGGCAGGACUUAUAAAGGCAGUAUUAGCCCUGGAAAAUGGAAUAAUUCCUCCAAAUAGCACCAACUACGAGAAUCUGAACCCGCGCAUUGAUGACGAGUUCCUUCAUAUCAAGAUACCAGAUAAGCCUGUUUCAUGGCCAACAAACACCCUUCGACGAGCAUCAGUCAGCUCAUUCGGUUUUGGUGGAUCUAAUUCGCAUGUCGUCUUGGACGAUGCAUACAAUUUCCUCCGUAUGCGCGGACUGCUGGGAAACCACAGCACCACUGUCCAUCCUCAAUCUCCAAACUCAGACCAAUUCCUCUAUAUUGACCACCUUUGCCAGGACGAGAAGAAAACAGACUCGCCAAAGCUCCUAGUAUGGUCCUCCGCAGAUGAAAAAGGAAUUUCUCGUAUCCGAGAAUCCUGGAAGUCCUUUCUGUCGACAACUUCAGUCCCCGAUAUCAAUGAUGUUUCAUACACGCUUGGAUCUCGCCGGACUCAUUUCCCAUGGAGAUCGUUCGUGGUGGCUAGAUCUUCUGAUGACUGGAGUGUCCUGCCGGAUAGAUUCACCUCUGCAUCGCGUUCUCUGGCGUCGCCUAACCUAGCGCUGGUGUUUUCUGGGCAAGGUGCGCAGUGGUAUGCGAUGGGCCGUGAGCUACUCCACGCAUACCCCAUCUUCUAUGAAAGUAUAAAUUCAGCAGGGGUUUAUUUACAGUCGUUAGGAUGCAGCUGGAGUAUUCUUGACGAACUACAGGUAUCAGAGUCCGAGUCCCAUGUCAAACAGCCAGAAUACAGCCAGACCAUGACGACGGCUCUCCAGGUAGCACUGGUAGAUUUGCUCCGGAGCUGGAAUUUAGUCCCGCGUGCUGUUGUAGGACACUCGUCGGGGGAAAUUGCUGCUGCAUACUCUGCCCAAGCUAUCUCCAAAGAGUCAGCAUGGAAGAUAGCAUACUUACGAGGGAAGUUAAGUAGCGGGCUGGAAACCCAUAGCUUGCGAAAAGGAUCCAUGAUUGCAGUUGGCCUCUCAUCAGACGAUGUUGCUCCAUAUCUUGAGGAUAUAAAGACAGAGCAUGAAGAUGCGCGGAUUAACGUUGCAUGCGUUAACAGCACAAAGAGCGUCACUGUCUCAGGAGACGAAGCCCUAAUCGAUAUUCUAAAGAACCGCCUUGACGAGGCAGAGGUGUUUUCCCGCAAGCUCAAGGUAGGAGUUGCGUACCAUUCAGCGCAGAUGGGGGAAAUCGCCACGGAAUAUCAAACAGCACUGGGGAGCUUGGAAAAGCCAUACCGGCAGGAAAAAACACGCCCUCAAAUGGUUUCUUCUGUUACAGGGACCUGGGCGGACCCUGUGGAACUGAUUCAGCCUGAGUACUGGGUUCACAAUAUGGUGUCUCCUGUAUUAUUCCUUAAUGCCUUGUCAACGCUUUGCUCAAGUUCAGGAGACCCUCCUAAGAAGCUAGACAGAAGCCAUAUCAGGGACUACCCUAUCCACCAUCUCCUGGAGGUCGGUCCACAUUCAGUAAUGCAGGGAGCAUGCAAAGACACACUCAAGGCUAUGAACAAGGACAAGUCGACCUCGUAUUUCUCAAUGCUGGUCCGAAACGUGCACGCCGUCGAAACAGCACUUACAGCUGCUGGAAAUCUUCAUUCAUCUGGGUAUCCAGUUGAUUUAUCCAGGGUUAAUAUGAAUAUAACCUCCGGAAAGAAGCCCAAGACCUUGUCGAAUCUACCGGAAUACCCCUUCGACCACUCAAAGUCCUACUGGCACGAGUCCCGCCUCAGCAAAGGCCAUCGUCUGCGGAAGUUUGGACGUAAUGACCUUCUCGGCGCCCCUGAUCCAAACUGGAAUCCCAUGGAUGCACGCUGGCGGCAUUUUAUCCGAUCUACUGAGAUGCCAUGGGUGCUCGACCAUAAGGUAAAUGAUACAGUUCUAUACCCCGGAAUGGGAAUGGUAAUCAUGGCCAUAGAAGCCGCAAAGCAACUUGCAGACUCCGGAAAGAGUAUAUCCGGUUUCUGGAUUAAAGAAGCCGCAUUCAAAGCUGCUAUCCGGGUUCCCUCAAACGCAGACGGGAUUGAAACAGGGUUCUACAUGCGUCCUCUGCAGAGUGCAGAUGCGAAAAACACGGGCUCUUUUGCGUUCAAGCUCUGCACCUUCGACAACGAGACCUGGACUGAGAACUGCACUGGGUCUAUACAGAUUGAGUAUGCGUUGGAGGAGGGAAAGACGCCGGACAGGAAAGACACGGAGAUUGCGCGCGAGUUGUUGAGUGACCAAGUAGAUCGCUAUACUGCGGUCCAAGAUGCAGCAGUCACGCCUGUAGAAGAUGCGGCCAUCUAUGAAAUGACGGCUCGGUGUGGCCUUGAUUAUGGAGAGACAUUCCAGCUGGUGACUUCGCUGGCGUGGCAUCGUGAAGACGAGAGUCAAGUUACGAGCAAGGUGCGCAGAGUCACUGAGGGCUUUGAAACUAUACACCCGACGACCCUCGACGCUAUUGUCCAGACAUCGAUAUGGACAACGACUCAAUCCGGAACUCAGAAAAUCCCUACAAUGGUGCCGACUCAAGUCAAAAAACUCUGGGUUUCGCACGAGGGCCUUGGUCAGCUUUCGUCGGAUGUACUGAGGACUCACGCUUCUAGAUAUGAGGAGCCUCAGUUAGGUACGGCACUCGACAUUGUGGCUUUUGAUGAAGGGCUGCAGCAGAAGCUGGUCCAUAUCUCUGGUCUUCGCAUGAAUGUGGUCAGCGCAGCAGGGGAUGAAGACGAGAUAAUAACCACCCAAGGGCAGCGAUGCCAUCAUCUUGAGUGGAAGCCUGAUCUUGGUCUACUGAGCAACGAGGAGAUUACUGCCCUCUGCAGGAAUGACCAGAGUCAAUCCGGACUAGACACCUUUUUCACUGAAUUGGACUUUCUCUUGACGGCUCGUGUUCUGAAAACACUGCGCCAGCUUCCCAGCGAGCCUGCCCAACCGCAUUUGAAGCAGUAUAUCGAGUGGAUGGUAGAGAGGAAGCGGCUCUUUGACGAAUAUCAGGUCCCAUUCGCGUUUGAGCCAUGGAGGAGCCGUCUGGAUGAUCCUGCCUACAUCCGAGAAGUCGAAGAGCGAGUCCUUAACACGAACAAACGCGGAUAUCUGAUCGUUUCAGUGGCACGCAACCUGCCUCUCUUCCUCACAGGCGAGCUCGAUCCAUUAGGGUUCCUCUUCCAGGGCGAGCAGUUGAAGGACUAUUAUUUCGAACAGCUCCACGACUCAAUCGGCCUAAAACGAUUCAGCACAUACCUCGACCUCCUCGCGCAUCGCAAUCCCCAGAUGCGCAUUCUCGAAGUCGGCGCCGGUACAGGCUCUAUGACGGACAUUAUGCUUCGCAGUCUAGGCCGCGGAGACGAGUCCAACGAGCGUCGAUACGGGCAGUGGGACUAUACUGAUAUCUCGCGGUCCUUCUUCGGGGACGCCCAAGACGAGUUUCGCCAGGAGGGUGACCGCAUGCGAUUUAACACGCUGAACAUUGAGCAGGACCCUGAGGCUCAGGGAUUUGAAUGUGGAACGUAUGAUGUUGUUGUUGCGUCUUUAGUAUUCCAUGCUACGGCUGAUUUGAAGACGACUCUAAUCAACGCCCGAAAGCUUCUCAAGCCAGGAGGAAAACUCAUUUUGAAUGAGAUUACUGCUCCAAACGUCAUCCGCACAGCCUUUGUAUUUGGUCUCUUGGAAGGAUGGUGGUUAAGCUCGGAGUCGUAUAGAAAAUUUGGCCCCUGCGUCGACACGCAGCAGUGGCACGAACUCUUCAUCCAGACCGGCUUCUCAGGGCUUGAUGUCUCCCUGCCAGACUACGACAAUGCCAACUGCUACGAAAACAGCGUGCUGGUCACCUCUGCAGUUGAGAGUACUUCUGACUCUGAACCAAGCAGCAUUGAAAUCGUCUAUGAUCCCUCAUCACCAGAGCAAGUACAGUUAGCUGAGAGUCUGACUCUUCCUGAUGUUGUUCUUGCUUCAAUUCACCAGCAUCAAGAGUGUUCCGACUCUGCCUUGCGAGUAUUCCUUCUUGAGCUCGUACAGCCAGUGCUCAGUGAUAUCAAGCCAGAGCUCUUUGAGAAGCUACAGCGUCUGCUUUGUUCCACCACCGAUGUCCUGUGGGUGGGAUCCGGUGGUAAAGCUUCCCCUCGGCCUCAUAUGCGCCUUGCUGAUGGCCUUCUCCGUGUACUGACGUCUGAGGACGACCGGAAGAGCUGCCACUUGCUAUCUCUCCAAGAGAACACCAGUCUAGACAACAUGAGGGAUCAAGUCACCAAGGUGAUUAAACUGCUACUCUCACCCGGUAAAGAAAGCGCGGAUACAGAGUACCGAGAAGAGCAAGGCCUACUGCAAAUCGGCCGGUUGAUGUCGUCUACGCAGUUGAACAGCCGCAUUACUAUACAAACAACCCCAAAGCAGCACAAAAUGCAGCCCUUAAAUUCCGCUGGCGUGCCCCUCCACCUGGACGCUCUUUCAUCCGGUUUAGUCCCUGGAUUCAAAUUCAUCGAAAGCCCAAUCGCCAUGGAGCCGCUGGGACCCGACGAGAUUGAAAUCGCAGUCAAAUGCGCUGGCGUGAACUUCCGCGACGUCCUAAUCGCAGUCGGCCAGUUGAACUCGCCUCACACCGGGUUCGAGUGUUCGGGUAUAGUAACUCGCACCGGAGAUGCCUGCUCCAGGUUCCAGGUCGGUGACUCCGUGGCUGCUCUGCAGGGCGGUUGCUUUGCGAACUUCAUCCGCCUGAAGGAGACAGCUGGUGUGGUCAAGAUCGGGUCUGGGGUCUCGUUUGCUGAGGCCGCCGCUGUCCCUAUUAACUUUGCCACGGCCUAUAUUGCCCUGCAUGAUGUUGCGCGUAUGCGCGCGGGCGAGUCUAUACUCAUCCAUGCCGGCGCUGGAGGAACAGGACAGGCUGCUAUCCAACUUGCACAGAACAUGGGCGUCACUGUCUUCGCCACGGUAGGAUCUGACGAGAAGAGACAGUUCCUCCAGGAUGCCUACGGUAUCCCCGAGACGCACAUCUUCUCGAGCCGGUCAACAUUGUUCGCGGAGGCUGUUAAGUCUCGCACGAAUGGCCGUGGUGUCGACGCCGUCUUCAACUCUCUGGCUGGUGAAAGCCUCAAGGCUUCUUGGGAAUGUAUCGCCCCGUACGGGCGGUUUUUGGAGAUUGGGAUCAAAGAUAUCCUUGCGAACGAUACCCUCCCGAUGAGGCAGUUCCUGCAUAAUGUCUCCUUUAGCGCGAUUAACCUGGCAACCAUGAUGGGUGAUCGGCCUGAGAUGUGUGCUGCUGCGUUGUCGUCUGUGUAUGCGAUGCUCGAGCAGGGGAAGCUCCGGCCCGCGCAGUAUUUGCAGGUGUACGGAAUUGGUGAAAUGGAAAGAGCCUUCCGGUCUAUGCAGAGUGGGAAGCACAUUGGGAAGAUUGUCAUUGAGAUGCGCGAGGGUGACGAAGUGAUGACGGUUCUGAACACCCGACCCAGCACCUCUCUAGAUCCAAAGGGCACGUACAUCAUAUCCGGAGGUCUAGGAGGUCUAGGACGGAAUAUCGCGCUUUGGCUGGUCGACCGCGGCGCUCGCAAUCUUCUCCUGCUGUCCCGAUCUGGCAGCACAAGCCCUAAGUCCCAAGAGCUGGUGAACGAGCUCAGCCAUCGCGGUGUCCGCGUCCUCACACCAUCCUGCAAUAUCGCAGACAUAGAAUCUCUAAACUCCGCCCUUGCCGACUCCCAAAAACAACUACCCCCAAUCAGAGGAUGCAUCCAGGCAGCCAUGGUCCUCCGCGAUGCGCUCUUCGAAGCAAUGCCCUACACCUCCUGGACCGAAGCCAUCGCGCCCAAAGUCCAAGGAACAUGGAACCUGCACCAAUCCCUCCCCUCGGGACUAGACUUCUUCAUCAUGCUCUCCUCUAUCACUGGUAUAUUCGGCUCAAAGGGCCAAGCCAACUACGCCGCGGGAAACACAUUCCAGGACGCGCUCGCCGCGCACCGAGUCGCCUUAGGAGAAAAAGCCACCUCGAUCGAUCUAGGCCUCAUCGCCUUCACAGGGGCCGUAGUCGAGGAUGUCCGGCUCCAGGAACGCGUCUUGUCAAAGUCAGUCCUGGCCCCAAUUACCGAGCCGGAAAUGCACGCCCUACUGGACGUCUACUGCGCUGCUAGCCUUGACGCCAGUAGUAUGCCAUGCCAGACGACCGUGCGCAUUGCUCCAAAUCUCGAUAAUAAUGCCAGUGCAGGCGAGACAGAGUGGCUGAACAAGCCUAUGUUCCGGAAUCUGCGACAGCAGAACCAAUCUAGUGGAAGUAACGCUGUCAGUGCGGAGGGGACGACCAAUGUCGCUGUGCUGCUUGGCCAGGCACAGACGGUCACCGAGGCGCAUGAGGCUGUUAUCCAGGCUUUGCUGGCGCGGCUGUCCAAGGCGCUGUCGAUUCCUAUGCCUGAGCUUGACGCGAAUAAGCCGCUGCACCAGUAUGGAGUUGACUCGCUUGUUGCGGUGGAGCUGCGCAGCUGGUUUGCGAAGGAGAUGCAGGCUGAUAUUGCGGUGUUUGAUAUCUUGGGGAGUGCGACUGUGACGUCUGUUGGGCAGUUGGCGACGAGUAAGAGUAGGCUGACGAGGGAGAAGUGGGUGGAUAAAGUGUGAUUACGUUCUGUUAGAUAUUAGACCUGGAAGAGUCCGUGGUAGACGUU
Messenger RNA from Aspergillus versicolor CBS 583.65, 7876 nucleotides. Its product is annotated as type I polyketide synthase. The coding region runs from base 135 to 7829 and encodes 2564 amino acids. The transcript is spliced from 11 exons. The record is from RefSeq and is a predicted model, not a curated record. Lineage: Eukaryota; Fungi; Ascomycota; Eurotiomycetes; Eurotiales; Aspergillaceae. Gene Ontology annotation, biological process: fatty acid biosynthetic process; secondary metabolite biosynthetic process. Gene Ontology annotation, molecular function: phosphopantetheine binding; fatty acid synthase activity; oxidoreductase activity.